CAAGAAUCCCCUUCCCGAAAUGAAAAUUCAUGAAAACACCGCUGAACCAAUAUAAACAACACAGGAUUCCAAUUACUGCCUGAGUAAGUGACCACUCGAAACACAUUCCCUGAUUCCAUGUCCCGACUCUUUGCCCUCUACAGCAACUCUCUUAAACAGAGGCCGUUGUUGACCAACGUCAUCUCCACAGCUUUGCUUUUCGGUAUCGGGGAUGUGAUGGCUCAGACCCUUUUUCCAGCCGAUCUUCCCGCAACGGACACCCAGGUAACCUCGCUUUCACCCGCGUUGGCACGCGAAUCGGUGUUAGACUACGGGAGACUAGGCCGAUCGAUGUUCUACGGUGGGAUUAUCUUUGCGCCCAUUGGUGACAAGUGGUACAAGAUCUUGAACAAGGUAAAGAUUCCCACAUCCAAACUUAUCGCCCUUGGCAUCAAACCGACACCAAAGACAAUCACCGUUGUGAAUACUGUUGCCAGAGUGUUUAUUGACCAAGCAUGUUUCCCACCGGUUUCGGUGCCAUUCUACUACGUGGUAAUGACGCUUUUGGAGCAAAAGUCCAUGGAGGACAUCAAGGAAAAGUUGAGACUCAAUUACUGGCCGACUUUGCUCAGCAAUUGGACUGUUUGGCCGACCAUCCAGUUGUUCAACUUUGGGUUUGUCAAAGUAGAGUACCGACUUAUUGUCGUCAAUAUUGUCAGCUUGGGGUGGAACUGUUACAUCAGUUUCAUGAACAACAAAAAAACACCCGAGAAUUCUACCCCGGUCCACUUUCCACCGGUCAUGGAGUAAUCACCGACACACAACGGCAUUUAAUGGGUUUUUUGAAGCUUGUUUCCUAUGAAGUCGGUUGAAAGGAGUGAAUUUUGUUCGGGACAAAAACUGGAACGCCUGGGAACGAGCCAAUGGCCAGAAGACGUUUCUACGGGGGUUAUAUUGCUGAUAUCCUUAUCUAAUAUACCAGCGUCUGAGCUUAGAUAAACCAUGUUGCACUAAUUCUUUUUCCUGAACACCGUGUAUUAACAAACAUAUAAGUGUAUACCAAUGGGACUUGUUUUAGAUGUCGAUAAUUGUAACUAUAUUGAUCCCCCCCCCCCCAAUGAU
Messenger RNA from Babjeviella inositovora NRRL Y-12698, 1101 nucleotides. Its product is annotated as Mpv17/PMP22 family protein. The transcript has a single exon. Gene Ontology annotation, cellular component: mitochondrion; membrane; cytoplasm. The record is from RefSeq and is a predicted model, not a curated record. Bases 118 to 789 code for a protein of 223 amino acids. NCBI's taxonomy places the organism in Eukaryota, Fungi, Ascomycota, Pichiomycetes, Serinales.